CUUUUCCUAUUUCAGGUCUCAGAACACCAGCACCUGUGACUCAGGACAAUGAAUGUGUCCAACAACUGCAGCUCCACAAAUCUAGAGCUGCAUCACCACGUUCGCCUCAUUGAGCUUGCUCUGUAUAGCUUCAUUUUCUUUUUUGGAGCACUCUUCAUUUUCUUUUUUGGAGCACUGUUUAAUGUCCUUGCCUUCUGGGUGUUCUCCUGCAAGAUGAAGAAGUGGACAGAAACCAGGGUGUAUGUAAUGAAUUUGGUGUUUGCAGAUUUCUCUGUCAUCUGCACCUUGCCUUCCAUGGUUUAUUUGCUCUGGAGUGAGUCGGCCCGGGGGCAGCUCUGCCAGUUUACAGAGAUGAUGUAUUUCAUCAACAUGCUGGUGAGCAUCUACAGCAUCUCCUUCAUCUCCAUCGACAGAUACAUUGCCAUAAAGCACCCUUUGAAAGCCAGGAGCUUCAGGUCCCCGGGGAAGGCUGCGCUGCUCUGCGGGCUGCUGUGGCUCCUGGUGGUCAGCAGUGCCACCAUCCAGCUGUGGCAGGGACACCCAGAUCUCUGCCUCCACACCUACACCCCCAUUCCUGCUGCUCUCAGCCUGCUGGCCAUUUUCUUCGUUUUCAUUCUCCCCUUAGCAACCCUGACCUUCUGCUCCACAGCAGCCAUCAGGAACCUCAAGAAGCAUCUGAACAGCAAUUCAGCGGAGGAGAAGUCGAUCCAGAAAGCUGUGCACAUUAUUUCUGCAAAUCUGAUUGUGUUCCUGGUCUGUUUUCUGCCAGCCUGCCUGGGGCUGCUUGCCAGGUUUGUCAUGGAGAGGGUUGGAGUUACCUGUUCCCUGCUGUGUGCCGUCAAGAACCUCUCCUCUGUGACGAGGUGCAUUGCCACCUCCAACUGCUGCCUCGACAGUGUCUGCUACUACUUUGUCACCAGGGAGUUCCAUGAAGCCUUUCUGUGGCCCAAAGCCAGCACUCAAAAACCAGAG
Molecule: messenger RNA, 972 nt
Organism: Ficedula albicollis (Collared flycatcher)
Lineage: Eukaryota; Metazoa; Chordata; Aves; Passeriformes; Muscicapidae
Product: G-protein coupled receptor 35-like
Exons: 2
Biological process (GO): positive regulation of Rho protein signal transduction; phospholipase C-activating G protein-coupled receptor signaling pathway
Cellular component (GO): membrane
Molecular function (GO): G protein-coupled receptor activity
Source: RefSeq, a predicted model, not a curated record